CUCAUCACUGAGAGAAACACAGAAACAAAACUUUUUCCGGCCAUGGAUCCCGACGACCCGACUUCCAUAAUCUUCAAAAAGAUCAGAACUUUAGAACCAGACAACGCCCCCAAACUCAUUGGCUACUUCCUAUUACAAGACAUGGAACAAGCUGAUUUGAUUCGUAUUGCUUUUGGUCCCGACACUCUCUUACAGACUUUCUGUCGCCAAGCCAAAUCUGUUUUGGGUCUUUCCUCAAAACCCAUUAGUAUCAAUCAGCGGCCAUUGUCUCAGUCUUCUCCAAGUAAUGGGUUCUCACAAAACCCUAACCCUAACUUCGAUUCUAGCCCAUUUCGUUACGGUUCGUCCCUUUUCGCCUCUUCUUCCGGCGAUGAGCGGCCACUUAGUAACCAUCACUUGUCGUUUCUCGACGACGAGGGUCCGUUUGGUAGUUUUCACAAGAGGAGUUUAUCUGCAAACGACGAAUCAGAGGAACCAGGGUUUAGAGGAGGAGGAGGAGGAGCCGGUUCUCGGUUUCCACAGACCGGUUUAGUUGAUGAUUUCGGUUCAUCUAGUGGUUACGUUUGCUUACAGAGAGAGGAGAUGAUGAGAAUGAAGUUAGCUCAGCAACAGAGAAUGGCUCAGUUCAUGGCUCUAAGACAAGGAGAAGAAAGUGGUUACUAUUACAGUCCAAGCAGACAUGAAAGAGAUGACUCAGUCUCUAGACAGAUUUACUUGACAUUUCCAUCUGAAAGCUCAUUCACUGAUGAAGACGUCUCUUCUUAUUUCAGCGACUUUGGAACUGUGGAAGAUGUGAGGAUCCCAUAUCAGCAGCAACGGAUGUAUGGGUUUGUUACUUUCGCUAAUGCUGAAACUGUGAGAACCAUAUUGGCUCGUGGAAACCCUCAUUUCAUCUGUGACUCACGUGUGCUGGUUAAACCCUAUAAGGAGAAAGGAAAGAUCCUUCAAAACAAGUGGCAACAGCAGCAAGUUCAACAGCUGAUGGAGAGAGGGAACUAUUCUCCUUCCUCAAUUCCUUCUUCUGGAAUGGAUCUAUAUGAAUGUCACAGGGGACCAAGGAUGUUUUCAAGCAACACACAGGAGAUGAUGAGAAGGAAAGCUGAGCAGGAAGUUGAACUCCAAAGAAGAAGGUUCUUGGCUCUGCAGUUGCCUGAGAGGGAGAAUGAGCGUGGUCUUUCUAUCGGCUCUCCUUCUCAUCUCCCUCCUCGGUUCAACCAUAGUCUUCUCUUUCAACCGGAGAGCAGCCUGGAAGAAACCACAGAAGGUGAUAGUGGUGUAGGUGAAAGCCAUCUUCAGCUCGUAGCAAACAGCAACAAUGAACGUGGCUACAGUAACGAUUUCUACAACAGGCAAGAGACAAAUCUGGAAAAUACUCUUCCUGAUAGCUUGUUUGGUUCCCCUCUUAAGUCUGAAGAAACCCGCCAAACCGAGUCUGAUACCAAGCAGUUUAAGGCAUUUUCAUCAGAUCAAUCAGCAUAGGAAUGUGGGCUCACUAUAGGUAGAAAGAAACAUUGAAAGAAAGGUAAAGACAUAAGAAGUAAUCUGAAACGCUUAAGAGGUUUUUGAACAUGGAAAACACAAGAGAGAAGGUCAAAGUGAUCAGUUUUAGGAUAAUAUGUCAUCAACAAAUAGGAUUUUACAACUAACCUCAGACAACAUAUGGAGGUUACUUACUCAGAUCAACAUAGUAAACUCUAAUUAGCUUUUCUUUUAGUUUUUUGGGUCCUAGGUCUAGUGAUGGGCAAAAGCUGCAUCUGUUACUUUUACCAUGAUUGUAUAAAAUGCAUGUGCUUUCUUGGAACUCA
Messenger RNA from Eruca vesicaria subsp. sativa (arugula), 1805 nucleotides. Lineage: Eukaryota; Viridiplantae; Streptophyta; Magnoliopsida; Brassicales; Brassicaceae. The record is from the annotation of a GenBank genome assembly.